Fusarium sp. VM40 is the source of this 1440-nucleotide messenger RNA. The record is from the annotation of a GenBank genome assembly. Lineage: Eukaryota; Fungi; Ascomycota; Sordariomycetes; Hypocreales; Nectriaceae.
AUGUUUCGUACUUCAACCAGGACCCUUAGGGUCUCAAGCCUGCCGCUCAAGCGAGCAUCAAUUGGCGUGCGAUUCUCCUCCACACAGACAUCGACGUCCAGCAGCGCACGUUACCUAUGGUCAUCAGUAGCCGUUGUUGGCGUCGGUACCGGGGCAUAUCUCCUCAGCGGCACGGGCAAUACAAAUACCCUGAACGAGAGUGUUCCCGGCGUGAAGGAAUUCUCAUCCGAGGAUCAAAUCCCCGUUAACUCUCCGAUUAAAUCCAUCAUUCUCGAUGACGCAAACGCCAAACUGCGUGAGGAUGCUCACACUUUCGUCUUCAAUGGGAAUGCAGGCGUCAAGGGACGUGUAGACUUUGCGCGUCUGGGCAGUAACAACCCGAUUGAGGAUAAUUGGGACCUCAAGAUGGCUAAAGGAGUUGGUGGGGCGAGUACGCUGUAUGCUGGUGUUUACGAUGGACAUGCAGGAUGGUCAACUUCCCAAGUACUGAGCACAGCUCUUGUUCCUUAUGUUUCUGGUGCCCUUGCAGGUCUCACGCCUACCAGCUCCAGCGAGCUAGUCGAUGAUGCCAUCAAGAAGGCCUUUGUCCGUCUCGACGACCGCAUCUUCAGCAACGCGGAGACUGCAGCCAUGUCAGGACAAGAUCCAGGUUCCGCCGCUGUCAUCUCAGCCGUCGCGCCCGCCAUUGCCGGCUCCUGUGCGCUUCUAACCAUCUACGACCCCAGCACAUCUACACUACGUACCGCCGUCACAGGCGACUCACGUGCUGUUCGCGGUGCGUGGUCGCCAGAUGCGAAGAAGUACGAGACCGAUGCUCUCAGUAUCGACCAGACCGGCUUUAACCAGGCCGAGGUAGAGCGCUUGGACAAGGAGCACCCUGGGGAGCUCAAGGACAUGAUCAAGGCUGAGUCUGGUCGACUUUUUGGGCUUGCUAUCACAAGAGCGUUUGGCGACCACCGACUGAAAUGGUCAAACGAGCUUAUCCGCAAAGUGCACGAAGACUUCUACGGCACUGCACAGCGGCCCAAAACUGACACGCAGCCCUACCUGACAGCACGUCCUGAAGUCACGACACGCAAGAUCCAGACGGAGGAUUUCGUCAUCAUGGGCUCAGACGGUCUGUGGGACAUGAUCAGCAGCGAAGAUGCUGUGACGUGCAUAUCGCGUUGGCUAACUGCCAAGAAGAACGGCAAGCCCGAGCCCUUCAAAGAGACAAAGUUCGACGGAAAACUAGGAGACGGAUGGAAGGCCACCCCCGAGCAUCAAGUCAUCGAGGAUCUGGACAAUGCAGCGGUGUGUCUUGUGAAGAAUGCCUUUGGAGGAUCGAGGAGGGGAUUGUUCUUGGGGGCUAUGACGACGUAUUCGCCUAUGAGUCGAGAGGUGAGGGAUGAUAUUACCGUGCAGGUUAUUUUCUUCAAGGAUCCUUAUGAGAAGAAGUAA